CAUAAUUAAACCUUUCAGUUAUUAAACUGCUCCUGUUCACAUGAUCAAAGAUGUUUGUUUGGCAUGCCUUGACUUUUGCUACCUCAAAGUAAAAACAGUACAGAGCUUAAAUAGUUAUAUGGAGCAGGAGAGUAUUCUGGGUUUGAUUUCUGGGUUACUGUAAGGGACAGCAGAAUGUUCAGUGUUUGAAGAGUUUUAGGACAGAGCCAGCACUGUAAGAGAAUGUUUAAUUAACUAAAAUGGAUAAUUAAAAAUAAAUAAAUAAAAUUAUUAUUAUUAUUAUUGUUGUUAUUGUUAUUAUUAUUAUUAAUUAAAGUAAUUUAAUUACAUUAAGGUAAUAUGCGUUUUAAAAUAUUGACAUCAAUCUCACGUCUUUGCGAGUACAAAACGGCAUUCUAGAGGUGGUUGGACUGGAAAUGGUGGUAAAAAGAAAGACAAACAGCAGAUAUAAAGCUCACUGCUGAACUUGUUCACAAACACAGUGGGGAGGGUACAAAUUAUUAACAGGCCAUGAAGCUCAAUAUGUCAUAAAUUACUCUUAACAUUUUUACAUGAACGCUAAACGUAAAGGUUUGCCUCGUCCAGCAUCUACCUGGAACCUCACUUUCUGAGAGCAGAGUAUUAAAUAAUUCGAGCAGUCCUUUAAAACUGAAAUAUUUUUAAAUUCUUCCCGAGACAUGACUCCCUUUAUGUGUGGUUGGAUGGCUCUGUGCCACCCUGACCUGCCCUGACUGAGAUGCUGUGUGCAGGGCCUGUUUGUGCAGGAGCUGCCUCUGAAAACCCUGGCUGCCUUGCGCUCCAGUCAGGCUCUGAUGUUGAAGGUCUCCCAGCAGGGCGAACCUGGAGCGCAAGGACCCCCAGGUCCUCCAGGACCCCCCGGACCUUCAGGGGCCCCAGGCCUGAAUGGCGCAACCGGCCCAGCAGGUAAGCCUGGUGAGCCAGGCAAACCUGGAAAAGACCCGAGGGUAAGCUUCGCUUCACUUUUACCAGGACUAAAGGGUGAACCAGGUGUGCCUGGACAAAAGGGGGAUCGAGGGGAUGCGGGCCCAGUAGGUCCUGAAGGCUCAAAGGGAAUACAGGGAGACCUCGGGACAAAGGGUGACAAGGGAGAGCCAAGCAUCGCUGCCACAGGAACUAAAGGAGAACCGGGUUCACCGGGACUACCAGGCCAGUUGGGACCCAAGGGUGACACAGGCAACAAGGGAGACAAGGGGGAAGCAGGACCUGAAGGCUCAGUUGGACCAAGAGGUCUCCCAGGCCCAACUGGGGAGCCAGGAAAGGCUGAAAUCCACAACAAUGAAAAUGAUAUUCGCAACAUCCCUCUGAUGGGCCCCCCUGGGUUACCUGGACCUUCAGGGCCCCCUGGAGUCCCUGGCAACAAGGGUGAAGUUGGUCUGCCGGGUGCUCCAGGUCUCGACGGAGAUAAGGGACCCAGAGGGAAACCUGGAGAUAUUGGUCCUGCAGGCCUAUCCGGUCCUGAAGGUCCCAGAGGGGAGAGUGGUGUCAUGGGCUUCCCGGGACCCAAAGGAGACAGGGGCGACAUGGGUCCAUCUGGAUCACCUGGUCCUAAAGGAGAACCUGGAGAAGGGGUCAGGUCAGAAAUGAUGUACUGUCCUCCAGGGCCCCCGGGACCUCCAGGACCAGUUGGGCCAUUGGGAACUCAAGGAUUUUCAGGGCCUAAGGGGGAACCAGGCAUAGGCAUCCGGGGAGAAAAGGGAGCGACGGGCCUCAAGGGUGACAAGGGGGACAGAGGCCAUCUCGGACUUCCUGGGGCUCAUGGGUUAGACGGCAGACCGGGUCCAGUGGGGCUAAUAGGACCAGCAGGUGUUUCAGGACCCGCAGGACCAAAGGGAGAGAGAGCUGAGAAGGGAGAUGCAGGAUUACCAGGACCAAUCGGGCCUCAAGGCAUCCCUGGUUUAGUAGGACCACAAGGACUCAAAGGGAACCGGGGAGAGAGGGGCAAGAAAGGCAACAGGGGGGCCAAAGGGGAUAAGGGAGACCAAGGAGCACCUGGAUUAGAUGCCCCCUGUCCGUUGGGAGACGAUGGCUUACCUGUACCAGGAUGUUGGAAUAAAGGUCAACAUCCUUUCCAACUGGCUAAGAAGUAGUCCUUCCAGACACUGUCUCCAUGACGCCACACAAAGAAGACUUCAACACUUUUGGAGAUAUCUUUGAGUUUUUACCCAAACCUGGAGUUGGCAUUUCAGCGUGUUCCCAGGGGGUCGGACACAGGGCCAGUUCCGACAGAAGCUCCGGUGGCAGUGGUGAGCUCAUUCACUUCAAUAGACUGGGGAGUAGAGGCCAUCUUUAGGUACUGAUUGAAGGCUCAGUGGACAGCAUCUCAGCCGCAGGGAAACACUGUCCCUACUCAUGUGUUUCUUUACUGCAUACACUUUGAUCUAUUUAACUGCUAGUGGAGCGCCACGUGGACACUUUAGCACAUGCUAUUUGUUGUGUUUGAUGUGACAUCAGUACUGUAACUGUGAUAAAGAUUCAGAGCAGCUCACAGAGCAGGUGGAUGUCUUUCCAAGAAAAAGUUAAGGGAGACCCUCAUGAUGAUUCCUUCUUCAUAUUAUCUGACUCACUGCCUUUUCAAAAAUCCCUUUUCUUGCAGCUAUGACAUUGUGUGUGAAUGAUUGGGCUGUAUAGGAAGUACUUUGAAACCAGCAUCACACAUCAUGCUGGGUCACAUUGAUGAUAAUCCUUUCUUUUUUUUUAUCUAUUGAGGUGUUUCCAUGAUUUAAUGCUGUAAAAGUAUUGUACAAUAUAAGACGAAUAAUUGUAUGUAUAGGUAAAGGUAUUCUUUGUAAAUAGAUUGCAUUGAUGAAACGUAUGUAUGAUUUUCCGUACAAAAUAAGCAUCAACAUUUUAAAAGGGUCAUUUUCUUUUGCUGAAUAUGUACAGAUGAUUGUGACAAAAAACGUCCAUUUGCAUGCUCCAUAAAUCCCGUUUCUUUGCAGAAAAAGUAUAUUGCAUGCGUAUACAGUAUUAUUAAUUUAUCAAAUUAGUUUAUUACAAUUAUUUAUUCUUUUGUCACUCUGAAUAUAUAUGGGUAUCCAUUAAAAAAAGAAAACAAAAAACACAAUUAUCUGAAUAUUUGAACAGCGGUUAUUGUACAUAGUAAUGCAAAUAUCUAAAAAUGCCCUUUGUCAGUGUGUCACACUUUGCUGUUUCAUUGAAAAUUAAAUGUACAGAAGCAUUCCUUAAGUCAUAUUGACAGCUGACCUGUAAACAGACCUGGGUCAAAAUGGUGAUUUUCAAUAAUUGUUGUUUUUCCAGUUUUUAAAAGGAAUAGAUUAACAUUUAAAUAAAUGUUUUAUUGGGUGCAAGUGAACCCAUAUUUAGAGAGUUGGAUGCAUCAAGUGUUCUUUUAAGAUGUUAUUUAAUGAAAUAGCUUAAAUAACGCUUUUAGUUUUGUAAUUCUGAUAUCCAUUUUGGAAAAGAAAACUUUAAAUACAAAAAGCAUAGUGAAGUUGAGAAACCACCAGCCAAAAGUCAAACAGGAGGAAAGAAAUAAGAUAUUCCUGUUUGUCCAUCAGCUUGCGUUUUAUCUGCUAAUUCUAAAGAAGCAAUGCUCUGAGCUCUCUGAGUGGUAACUGAUUUUAUUGAACAAUUCCGGUAGAAUUGAAUAAUUUAUUGUGGUUUUUACCAAUGUUUCUGUCAGGCAAUAUAGAAAUCACCAAAUCAUUUAUUUCAAAAGGUACACUUUUUAUUUUAAUAACUCAACGACCCUCUCCAUUCCAUCCCUAUUCCAUCGGAGGAGAAGGGAGAGGAGGGUGAGGGUGUCCUGAAACUAAAUGGCAUCUUUAUCAUGUGUAUCUGAUGUUUCGGUGAUUUCUGUAUUAACCUUCACAUUUCUAUUUUGCACAAAUAUGGAAACUAACACAAAGCCACUUGUUCUUUUGCUUUAUUUCCUUGGUUUGCUCUUUUCUAUAUUUCUAUAUAGCUGAUUGUAACAGUGUGCUCAUGUGUAAUACAAUGCAAACAAAGCAGGAAUCACCCGAUGUUGUGCAUGGAUUUUGGUUUCCAAAUAUACGUUUUAUGUAAGUUAGUUUUGAUUAACCUUGUGCAACAGGUUGUGAAUCAGUGAAUAAUAGCAAAGGCAUUAUUAGUCUUGUUUCACAUACAAGUGCACUGUGUAUAUCCUUCACUUGAGGAGUUCUUCAGGUAUGCCAAAACACACACAGGUACUAAAAAAAAAUAGUCAAAGAUGAAGUGAGGGCCAUAUGUCUGAAGACUAGGUUUGUGCUGAUUUCUGUCUUCAACAUUCAGAGCAUUAGAAUAUAAGCAAACCACUAGCUCCCCUACAAGAGCUUUUAUGACAUCCCAUUCCAAAUUCUGAGCAUUAAUAUGAAGUUGGUCCCCCCCAUGCUAACACUGUUAGCACCCUGUCGGCUUGUUCAGAGUUUUGUGGAGGCAAUCACACUGCUCUAUAUUUGUUAUUAAGAACCUUUAAGUGGCAUUAGUUUUUAUUUCCUCUUACCAGAAGGGAUGUAGUCAUUUCCCUGAAUUUCAGUUAAAAAAAGGUCCCGCCGAAAACGACAUGCUACGUUUUGCUUUCGCGGUGCUGAUUGGCUCUUCAUUUCCGUCUACAUUUACAUGGAGUUUUUCCAAGAGCGCCCUGAAUGCCUCAAGUUGAAAAAGAUUGAACUGAGCGUGAAAAAAAGUCGGACAUAUAGUGAUUUUUUUUCAAUUAUCUAACCAGAAGAAUUGAGAGGUGGGACUUCUUCGCAGCUAUAGGACUUUACUGACUGCAGUUAUCUCAACCUUAACAGAAAUCAGCGUCAGGGGAAAUUAUUGCGGUGGCCAAAUUAAACAUUUGUUUUUAUCAAAAUAUGUGGCUGUUAUAAGCAUGUAAUAUUAGAUUAAAAAAGACGCAGCAACAAAUAAAAGCUGUCUGAUGAGGACUUCCAUCCUGUAAAGGUCUGAUUGGAGGAUUCAUUCUCCUAAAUGUCUGUUUCGAACCUUUUCCACAGGAAAUGUGGGUGUUAACAAAGAGGUCUGUCCAGAUGGCCAUUUCUUUUACAGUGGAGCAUCUCAAGAGUGCAUCAUUGUGCUUCAACCAUUGUGUACUCAAACCAUUGUAGCAUUGCAAGCCAACAUUAAUGACAUUUUAUUCAAAAAGCUUUAAAUGACUUGACCAAGCCUGACAGUGCUCUUCAAGUGAAGAGUAAACUCAUUCUGCAUGUUAUUUAUAGCUGCAGUCUUUUAUUGAGGUCACGCUGUUUGCAUUUCAAUUUGGAAUAUAUAUAUAUAUAUAUAUAUAUAUAUAUAUAUAUAUAUUUAUUUAUUUAUUUUUUGUAACAUGCUAAUAAAGGCAGUUAACCUGCUUCAUGUUGAUCAAAGUUGUGAUGUUGUAUUGAUGUACAAUAUGUUUCAGUUUGAUAUCAUUUUCUUGUCAGAUUCAAACUAUAACUCAGAAUGGAUAAGAGGGCAUUAUAGAGAAUUUGCAUGCUAUUUUUUCAUCUUUUUCCUAUAUCGGUUAUAGAACAUAGAUACUUUACAUUUCAUGACAUUUCGCACAGAAGGAAUCUGCAGAGUGAGGCCUGUGUGCACAUGCAACCACAGCCUUCAGUUGAGAUGUAUCAGUUUGUUUUCCAAGAUUCAAUGUGACUUCCAGUCCCCGGUGGUGCUCACCGAGACAUGCUGAGUGGCUGUUAGUCAACAGGAUGUUUGUACGGUUAUGGUAUUGUUUUUGUUUUUGUUUUUCAAAAUAAUUUAUUUUUACUUUUUAUAAUCAAAUGACUGGCAGCUGUCCUCACUGAUUGCCAAACAGAUUCACUUUUCAGUACAUGUACACUUUUUAGGCAAUUUGUCUCCAACUCAGAAUAAAGAAACUAUUUUAAAUG
Eleginops maclovinus (Patagonian blennie) is the source of this 5849-nucleotide messenger RNA. RefSeq names its product collagen, type XIII, alpha 1 (gene col13a1). The transcript has 26 exons. Lineage: Eukaryota; Metazoa; Chordata; Actinopteri; Perciformes; Eleginopidae. The record is from RefSeq and is a predicted model, not a curated record. Bases 813 to 2108 code for a protein of 431 amino acids.